GCCGUUAGUUUGAGCUGCUCGCAGUAAUUCGAAGCCCGCAUCCAGUUGACCUGCCGCCAGGUUGGGCUGUAAAUGGCACUGUUUGUGAGGAAUGUCGCUGCUGGUGUUUUUUCCAAGACGAGACGUCGCAUUCCUUCUUCUUUGGCGUGUCUGAGCUCCAGGCUUCAGCACACUGAGGAGCGCCCAGGUACCCUUAAAGUCUUUCGACCAGAAACGUCGUCGUCCAAGAGCCUGUUGGAUAUCGGAACGAGGAGAAUCUUCCAGGAGGAGCAUGACAUCUUCAGGCAGAGCGUGAGGCGUUUUUUCCAGGACGAGGUGGUGCCCCACCAUGGCGAGUGGGAAAAAGCUGGCCAGGUCAGUCGGGAGCUCUGGGAAAAAGCCGGAAAACAAGGCCUCCUGGGAGUCUACAUUCCUGAAGAACAUGGGGGCGUUGGGGGGGACUUGCUGUCUGCUGCAGUUGUGUGGGAAGAGCAGAUGUACUCCAAUUGCUCAGGCCCGGGCUUCUCCCUCCAUUCUGACAUUGUGAUGACUUACAUCAGUCACUAUGGCACCAAGGCCCAAAUCCAUCGUUUUCUACCCGACAUGGCAGCAGGGAAGUGCAUUGGCGCUAUUGCAAUGACGGAGCCGGGCGCUGGCAGUGACUUACAAGGAGUGCGAACGCAUGCCAAGAAGGAUGGAGAUGACUGGAUCCUGAAUGGCAGUAAGGUGUUCAUCACAAACGGCUGGAUGAGCGAUCUGGUGAUUGUGGUGGCAGUGACGGACAGCAAGGCCCGCACAGCAGCUCAUGGCACCAGCCUGUUCCUGGUGGAGAACGGCAUGAAGGGAUUUAUCAAGGGGCGAAAGUUGGAGAAGAUCGGCUUGAAGGCGCAGGACACGGCUGAAUUAUUCUUUGAAGAUGUCCGUCUUCCUGCAGAGUCCUUGCUUGGGGAGCCCAAUAAGGGCUUUUAUUACUUGAUGAACGAGCUUCCUCAGGAGCGUCUCUUGAUCUCCGACAUGGCCAUUGCCAGCUCUGAAUUCAUGUUUGAAGAAACCCGAAAUUACGUCAAACAGCGGAAAGCUUUCGGGAAAACCAUCGCUCAUCUGCAGACGAUCCAACACAAGUUAGCAGAACUGAAGACGGAGAUCUGCGUUGGACGCGCCUUCAUUGAUAGCUGUCUGCAGCUGCACGCUGAGGGGAAGCUCGACUCGGCCACUGCUUCAAUGGCCAAGUACUGGGCGUCGGACCUCCAGAACCGAGUGGCCACGCAGUGCGUUCAGCUCCACGGAGGAUGGGGGUACAUGUGGGAAUACCCCAUUGCCAAGGCCUUCGUGGACUCGCGCGUGCAGCCCAUUUACGGUGGCACCAAUGAGAUAAUGAAGGAGCUGAUCGCAAGAACCGUCGUUGGCGAGAAGUGGGGGGCAAACUUCACUUGAUGGGCCGAGACCCCCACGUGUCGAACUGUGAGCCUCCAACGCCGAGGGGGCCUGUUGUGGUCCGAGUGGGGAUUUGUGUGCCUUUGUGCAGGCUGAAUUAUUAAAAGCUGAUCACUUGAUAAACGUGUCA
This is a messenger RNA of Polypterus senegalus (gray bichir), 1543 nucleotides long. It is a transcript of the gene acadl, whose product is annotated as acyl-CoA dehydrogenase long chain. Lineage: Eukaryota; Metazoa; Chordata; Cladistia; Polypteriformes; Polypteridae. The record is from RefSeq and is a predicted model, not a curated record. The transcript has 11 exons. Gene Ontology annotation, cellular component: mitochondrion. Gene Ontology annotation, molecular function: long-chain fatty acyl-CoA dehydrogenase activity; flavin adenine dinucleotide binding. Bases 73 to 1413 code for a protein of 446 amino acids. Gene Ontology annotation, biological process: fatty acid beta-oxidation using acyl-CoA dehydrogenase; carnitine metabolic process, CoA-linked; long-chain fatty acid catabolic process.